This is a messenger RNA of Scheffersomyces coipomensis, 5242 nucleotides long. Its product is annotated as P-loop containing nucleoside triphosphate hydrolase protein. The record is from RefSeq and is a predicted model, not a curated record. Gene Ontology annotation, cellular component: membrane. NCBI's taxonomy places the organism in Eukaryota, Fungi, Ascomycota, Pichiomycetes, Serinales, Debaryomycetaceae. Bases 273 to 4883 code for a protein of 1536 amino acids. Gene Ontology annotation, molecular function: bilirubin transmembrane transporter activity; ATP binding; ABC-type transporter activity. The transcript has a single exon. Gene Ontology annotation, biological process: transmembrane transport.
AGUUCAAAAUGGUUAAUUUAAAAUGAUUUAACUAUGAAAAUUUUUUCACUUAUCCUAGUUCUUUCAAACUAGUUUGGCCGUAUUGAUUUUACUUACUUUAGUUAGUCAGUAAGUGGUUGGUUUAUGUGUACAUCACCAAUCAACUUUUCAACUCAUCUUAAAAAGGUCUAAAAUUAGACUAUCAUUUUUAUCAAUUAAAAAUACUUACUUUCAUUUGUUUCAUUCCAUUCCAUUCCAUUCCUUCUUUCUAAUCUUGCUGGAUCAUACUAGCAAUGAGCAAUUUCCCUAAUUAUCCUCAACUUGCAUGUGGGGCUCGAGCUUUAUUACAUCCAUUAGCUCCAAACAAUGAUAACGCGUUCAAUCCAUGCUUUCUAACCUUUGUGUUCGCGUCAUUUAGUAUUAUUGCUAUCAUAUUAGGAUCUGUUACAUUAAUUACUACUAUCAAGGAGUCUCCUAAGUAUGGGACUUAUUCAUCAAAACUUACUGGAUUAAACCAUUACGUUAGAGUAUCAUUGGUACUAUUUCAUGGACUUUUAUUUCUUUAUAUUACUACUUUCAAUAAUAUUCAUGAAAGAUUAGCAGAUACCAAGAUACUAUCAUUUAGUUUAAUCACAAUUAAUUUACUUUUAGUAAUAUUACCAUUGCAUUUCAUUGAAACCAGUUAUCGAGUCAUUCCAUUUGAUUAUUUAUUAUUAUUUUGGCCUAAUUUCCUUAUCAUUGAAAUUGUAUUAUUCUUUCAAGAUAAUUUCACUAGUUGGAGAUUAAUCAAACUGGUUGAAUAUGGAGGUGCUAUUUCUAUCAUAGAAGGUAUAUUAAUCCUAAAUACUAUCGUCAUUUUCUAUUUAGAAUAUUCAAAAUCAUUUUGGAAACCAAAUAAAGAACUUACAUUUCAAUUAAUUAAAAAUGGUCAAGAGAAACAACUUGAUCAACACAAUGUGAUUGACAGAAUCACUUUAAACUGGAUGAAUCCUAUCAUUGUCAGUACGUUUAAAAAACAAUAUCUUGAUGAAUCAGAAUUACCUCAGAUUCCAGCAGGUGUAUCUACCGUAGCAAAUACUGAAAUUCUUGCUAAACAUUGGAAUAAUCGAAAAUCUGGUUCAUUACUUUCAUGUUUGAUUGGUUCAUAUGGAUUUCAAAUCUUUAUUGCCAUUGUUUUUGAAUUCAUGGGUAGAUUAUUAAAUUUUGUUAAUCCUCAAUUAUUAAGAUUAUUUAUAAAAUUCUUUGAUAAUAAAGAUGCUCCUAUUUUACAAGGUAUUUUAAUUGCCAUUGGGAUUUUCAGUGUAACCAUCGUCCAAACAUCAUUAUCAAAUGAAUAUAUUUUAAGAGCUUUACAAGUUGGAUUAGGUUCAAGAUCUGCUUUAACUGCUUUAAUUUAUCAAAAAUCAUUAAAAUUAUCUCCAGAAGCAAAAUUAAAAACUUCAUCAGGGGAUAUUAUAAAUUUAAUUGCAGUUGAUCUUACCAGACUUCAAACCGUCACUCAAUCCUUAAGUACGUUAUUUCUUGGUCCCUUAGAUGUCAUUUUAUGUCUUAUUUCUUUAUGGCCCUUAUUAGGUAAAUCAACUUUGGCAGGAAUAUUCGUCAUGGUACUUUUAGUACCCAUUAAUUCUAUCUUAGUAAGAUAUCUGAAAGAUUUAAGUAAAACUCAAAUGAAAUUAAAGGAUAAUAGAUCAAGAAUCAUUAAUGAAAUCUUAUCAUCCAUAAAAUCAAUUAAAUUAUACGCUUGGGAAAAACCUAUGCUUUCAAAAUUAAGUGAAUCAAGAAAUGAAAAAGAAUUAAAAAAUUUAGGUACCAUUAGAUUAGUUAAUCAAGUUGGAAAUUUUAUUUGGAAUUUAAUUCCAUUCUUAGUUUCUUUCACAUCAUUCACUACAUUUGCUUUAACAAGUUCAACUCCUUUAACUUCAGAUAUUGUAUUUCCAGCAUUAGCUAUUAUAAAUCUUUUAUCCGGACCAUUAUUGGAAUUUCCUACCCUUAUAACAUCUAUGAUUGAAGGUCAUGUGGCAUUAGAGAGAAUAACCAAUUAUUUGAUCAGUACUGAAGUUGAUGAUAAAUUCAUUACUCGUACUACUUCAUCUACAGAAGAAUAUGCCGUAAAGAUUAAAAAUAGUUCAUUUUUAUGGUCGAAGCCUAAAUUUGAAGAUGAUCUGGAAUCAGCUAUUCAAUCUUAUAAUUAUGCUCUUCAUGAUGUAAAUUAUUCAGCAAAGAGAGGUUCAUUAUCAUGUAUUGUCGGUAGAGUAGGUACUGGGAAAUCAUCAUUCCUUUAUGGAUUAUUAGGACAAUUAGUGAUUGUUAAAGGCGAUGGAGAUCUGGAACCUUCACUCAAUAUCAAUGGAAAUAUCGCCUAUUGUGCUCAAUCACCCUGGAUUAUGAAUGCAUCAUUUAAGGAAAAUAUUAUCUUUGGUCAUAGAUAUGAUGAAGAAUUUUAUCAAAAGACGAUUGAUGCAUGUCAAUUAUUACCUGAUUUGAAAGUAUUACCCGAUGGAGAUGAUACGCAAGUCGGAGAGAAAGGUAUUUCAUUAUCAGGAGGUCAAAAGGCAAGAUUAUCAUUAGCUAGAGCUGUAUAUGCUCGUGCUGAUAUUUAUUUAUUAGAUGACGUUUUAAGUGCUGUUGAUUCUCAUGUGGGUAAGAAUUUAUUGACUCAAGUGUUUAGUAGACAAACGGGAAUUUUAUCAUCUAGAACCAUUAUAUUAAAUACAAACUCGAUUGCUGCAUUAGAAUUCGCCGAUGAUAUUAAUUUAAUCUCUGGAGGUAGAUUCAUUGAAACUAGUUCGUUUGCUGAUAUUAAUUUAGCUCAUCAUCCUAAAUUAUACGAAUUAGUAAAUGAAUAUGGUAAUGGUGAAAAAGUUUCGAAGUCUCCUUCUGUAAUUGAUACAAACACCCUUAUUGCAACCACCACUGAACAAGAUGACGAUGCUGCUAUUCUUGAUCAAGAAGACGAAUCCAUCUAUGAUUUCAGUCCUCAAAUUAACGCUUUCAAAGGAUUAAGAAGAGCAAGUGUCGCAAGUUUAAGAUAUGAACCUCUGAAGAAAUUAGUCGGUACUUUAAGAAGUAGUCAAAUUAAAGAAGUCAGUGAAAAGGGUAAAGUUAAGUGGUCAGUUUAUUUGGAAUAUGCUAGAGCAUGUUCAUUAAUUGGGGUUAAUAUUUGGUUUUUACUUUUAGUAUUUGCAUCUACUGUAACAAUUGGAGGUAAUUAUUGGUUAAAGAAUUGGACUGAACAAAAUAGUCAUGCUGGUUCGAAUUCAGAUGUAUGGAGAUUUAUUAUUGUUUAUGCUAUUCUUGGAUUUGGUGCAAGUUUUGCUAAUAUUAUAAGAGGGAUAGUCAUGAUGUUAUGGUUAGGAUUGAAUGCUUCUCGUAAGAUUCAUGAUAGAAUGGCCUUAAGAGUAGUCAAAGCUCCUAUGUCAUUUUUUGAUCGUACUCCAAUUGGAAGAAUCAUGAAUCGUUUCACUAAUGAUAUUAAUCAAAUUGAUGAUAAUGUUCCUAGAAUCUUACAAGAUUUCAUGGGUCAUGUAAUGAAUACCCUUAUUGCUUUCCUUACGGUUGGAUUAAUCAUGCCAUGGUUCAUCAUUGUUAUAUUCUCCUUAUCCGGUAUUUAUUGGUAUUAUCAACUUUAUUACGUAUCUAUAUCAAGAGAAUUAAAGAGAUUAAUUUCAAUUUCUACUUCACCAAUUUUUGGACAUUUAGGAGAAACUUUAAGUGGGAUAGAUACAAUUAGAGCAUAUGAUCAAUAUAAUCGAUUUGAUUAUAUAAAUAAUGCCAAUGUAGAUUUCAAUUUACGUUCAGCCUAUCUACUUAGAUCUGUGCAAAGAUGGUUGAUCUCAAGGUUGAGAUUAAUUGGAUCAUUAGGAACUUUUUGUGCAUCACUAUUAGCCAUCUAUACCGUGACUACAAAGACUCCAUUAACUUCUUCAAUGGCUGGGUUCGUUAUGGCAUGUGCUUUACAAGUUACUAAUUCAUUAAGAUCGGUAGUAAGAAUGUCUGCUGAAGUUGAGAAUAAUAUCAUUUCAGUAGAGAGAUGUUUGGAAUAUACAACUUUACCAGUUGAAAGAGGUGAAGAUGAUGAUGAUGAUUUAACUAAAUUUGUUAAACCUCCAUUACAUUGGCCCCAAGAAGGAGAAAUUUACUUCCAUAAUUAUUCUACUAGAUAUCGUGAAAAUCUUGAUUUAGUGUUAAAGAAUAUUUCAUUACAUAUUAAACCAGGUGAACAUAUUGGAGCAGUUGGUAGAACUGGAGCUGGUAAGAGUUCAUUAGCAUUAAGUAUUUUCCGUAUUAUUGAAGCCGCCGGUGGUAAUAUUGAAAUUGAUAGACUUAAUACUAGUAAUAUGCAAUUAUAUGACUUGAGACAUAGAUUAAGUAUCAUUCCACAAGACUCUCAAUUACUUGAAGGUACUAUUAGACAGAAUUUAGAUCCAUUUAAUUAUUAUACAGACGAAGAAGUCUGGAAGGCAUUAGAGUUAGCUCACUUAAAAGAACAUAUUUUAAGUUUAGAAGAUAAGAAUGAAGAUGCCAAUGUUGAAGUUGAUGUUAAUAGAUCCAAGUUAGAAUAUAAAGUUUAUGAAGGUGGAUUAAACUUUUCAUCCGGACAAAGACAAUUGAUGUCAUUAGCUAGAGUGUUAUUAAAGAUGAGUGAUUCACAAGUAUUAGUAUUAGAUGAAGCUACUGCUGCUGUUGAUGUUCAAACUGAUAAGAUCAUUCAAGAAACUAUUAGAAGUGAAUUCAAAUCGAAGACGAUUAUCACAAUUGCCCAUAGAUUGGACACAGUUAUGGACUCGGACAAGAUCAUAAGUUUAGAUCAAGGACAGGUUAAAGAAUUUGAUUCUCCACAAAAUUUACUUAAUAAGGAAGAUGGUAUUUUCUAUAGUUUAUGUAAACAAGGUGGAUAUAUUUAGACAAUUUUAUCAUUAACAAAUUUAAAUAAAAAUAAUUUAUAUUUAAUAGCUAUAUUGCAGACGUAACAGAGAGGUUAAAUCUCAAUCCCAUUAUUCUUUCUAAUUUUUGAAAUACCUCUCUUAUUAGAUAUUCUUGGUCUCCCUGUCAUAGUCAUCUUUAGCAAUCAUAUUAUUUAAAUGUUCCAUUAUCAUCUCCAAGUCUUUUAUCAAGCUUUUUCUUUCUUCAGCUGUCAACUCUGUAAUGGUUAUGUAUUCUAAGAAUUCUCUUAAAUACUUAUUUUUAACUUGAUACAUAUUACCCAUGAUACAUAUAGCCAAUUAUUGAAAAUAAUAGAUAAAUAAGUAGCUUUAAAUAAUGA